AUGGCCGACUCUGCUUCGCCCAUUGGCAUUGCCAACCNNCACAAGAUUGUCGCCAAGCGCGGCGCCGCCUUCACAAUCAUGGUCAGCUCAUCGAUACGCCUCCAGUCGCAUCACAGAAAUACUCACACAUGUACAGNNGUUGCUGGCGAGUCCGGUCUCGGCAAGACUACCUUCAUCAACACCCUCUUCUCCACCACCAUCAAGAACUACGCAGACCACCGCCGCCGUCACCAGAAGCAGAUUGACAAGACUGUCGAGAUUGAAAUCACAAAGGCAGAGCUCGAGGAGAAGUUCUUCAAGGCUCCUCAGNUUCGCCUCACCGUUAUCGACACUCCUGGCUUCGGCGACUACGUCAACAACAGAGACUCAUGGCAACCCAUCAUCGAGUUCCUCGACGACCAGCACGAGUCAUACAUGCUCCAGGAGCAACAGCCCCGUCGUGGUGAGCGCAUCGAUCUGCGCGUCCACGCCUGUCUCUACUUCAUCCGCCCCACUGGUCACGGCCUGAAGCCCCUCGACAUAGAAGUCAUGAAGCGUCUGUCUAGCCGCGUCAACCUCAUCCCCGUCAUCGCAAAAGCAGAUACCCUCAGCCCCAACGACCUCUUGAAGUUCAAGUCGAGAGUAUGUUCUCACUCUUUCCCUGCAUUUCCCCACAUUCUAACCCCCACAGNNAUCCGCAACAUCAUCCAAGCUCAGGGCAUCAAGAUCUACUCUCCUCCCCUCGAGGAAGAUGACGAAUCCGCCCUCAGACACGCUCAAUCUCUUAUCACCUCUAUGCCUUUCGCCGUCAUUGGUUCCGAGAAAGAUGUCACCACUCCCGAUGGCCGCAGCGUCAAGGGCAGACAAUACGCUUGGGGUGUCGCCGAGGUUGAGAAUGAGGAGCACUGCGACUUCAAGAAGUUACGCGCCGUCUUGAUCCGCGCACACAUGCUCGACUUGAUCCACACCACAGAGGAGAACCACUACGAGGCCUACCGCGCACAGCAAAUGGAGACCCGCAAGUUCGGCGAAGCCAGGCCACGCAAGCUUGAUAACCCCAAGUUUAAGGAGGAGGAAGAGGCUCUUCGCAAGCGUUUCACAGAGCAAGUCAAGGUUGAGGAACAGCGCUUCCGUGCCUGGGAGCAGAAGCUCAUCGCCGAGCGCGACCGCCUCAACAAGGACCUCGAGACCAGCCACGCGCUUAUCAAGCAACUGGAGACCGAGAUCGAGGGCAUGCAAGGCAGUGUUGCCCGCUCUGGACGUCGUUAA
This is a messenger RNA of Aureobasidium vineae, 1248 nucleotides long. The record is from the annotation of a GenBank genome assembly. NCBI's taxonomy places the organism in Eukaryota, Fungi, Ascomycota, Dothideomycetes, Dothideales, Saccotheciaceae.